Messenger RNA from Hippocampus comes (tiger tail seahorse), 2603 nucleotides. It is a transcript of the gene tap1, whose product is annotated as transporter 1, ATP-binding cassette, sub-family B (MDR/TAP). Gene Ontology annotation, biological process: transmembrane transport. Bases 188 to 2386 code for a protein of 732 amino acids. The transcript has 13 exons. The record is from RefSeq and is a predicted model, not a curated record. Lineage: Eukaryota; Metazoa; Chordata; Actinopteri; Syngnathiformes; Syngnathidae. Gene Ontology annotation, molecular function: ATP binding; ABC-type oligopeptide transporter activity; ATP hydrolysis activity. Gene Ontology annotation, cellular component: membrane.
CUGCAAUAGUUGUUUCUUUCGCUUUCACUAUUACGACGUCGCACGAGAUUAUCAGUUGCUUGAGGAUGUGGUCAUUUUUCGAAUGUAACUAUAUCUUCCUAACACAGUAUUAACGAAUUUAAGUUAUAUUGAGGAUUUAAUUUGAGCCCCGAAGACUAUUUGGCGCCGUUGACAUUUGAAAUACAACAUGUCCAAAGUGGGUGCCUUGUUCCUGUUGCUUUUUGCGUGCAUGGAUGUGUGCGUUCUGAGCGUCCUGCGCUCCCUGCAGCUGUCGCCACAAAACUCCCUCUUCUUCCCGUGCCCGCCACUCGUUGCCUUAUGGGGAGGAGAGUUGACCAGGGCUGUUUUCCUUCUCCUCCUGCUGCUGCUGUGUGCCAAUGGUCUCUCGGGGGCCAGAGUCUUCGGGGCUGUCCAGAGCAUCCUGGUCCUGUGCUUGCACCUCCCGACUUACGUGACUCUUCUCCAUGCUCUAGGCUGGGCUGCUGAGGAAGAGAUGUGGGGUUGGCACUCCUGGGAAAGGAUGUUUCAGGGUUACCUGGUAAUGAUGGUGUCAUGGAUCUACUGGACUCAAUACGUCCAGUCUUUGCUGGUGUCUUUGUCUCUCUCCGUGUCAUCUGUGUGGAGGCCGAGGAGCAGCAAACAAGAGCCCAAAAAGAAGGCCACCUCGCCUUUGAGGAGACUGAUGAGUUUCAUGCGGCCUCACUUUGGUUGCUUUUUGGCUGUGAUGCUUUUGGUGGGGCUCUCCUCCUUUUGCGAGAUGGCGGUCCCUAUGUACACUGGUCAAGUGACAGAAUGGAUCCAGAACAAGGGGACGCCUGACGCUUUCACAGAGGCCAUCACAAUUAUUGCAAUCAUGACUGCUGUCAGUGCGGUGAUGGAGUUCAUUGGGGACUUGAUGUACAUUGUCACCAUGAGCAACGUUCACAGCACAGUCCAGGGAGACGUCUUCCAGGCUGUUCUCAAACAGGAGAUCGCCUUUUUUGACAGAACACCUACAGGUGACCUGGUGUCACGCAUCACGACAGACACCAACAUCAUGAGCGAGGCACUGAGUGAGAGGCUGAGCCUACUCAUGUGGUACACGUUUCGCAUGCUCUUCGUGUUCUUCUUCAUGGUCAAGCAGUCGUGGAAAUUGUCCCUGCUGACGUCCAUGGGGCUGCCCGUCAUCUGGGUUUUGCCAAAGUUCACCGCGCACCUCCGCGAGAGAAUAUCAGUGAAGAUUCAAGACGCUCUAGCGAAAGCCAAUCAGGUGGCCACAGAAACCUUUUCCUGCAUCAAGACGGUGAAGAGUUUUGCCAAUGAAGACGGUGAGACGAAACGCUACGAGCGCUGCAUGGAGGACUUGUACGCCCUGAACAAGAUCGAGGCGGCGGCAUAUGCCGGCACGACUUCAGCCAACAGUAUGACCACUCUCAUCAUGAAGGUGUCCAUCCUGUACUACGGAAGCAUGCUGGUGACUCGAGGGACUGUCAGCAGUGGGGAGCUUGUCUCCUUCAUCCUCUACGAGCUCCAGUUUGCUUCGGCUCUGGAUGCCUUAAUGCAUUCGUACCCGGAGGUGAAGAAGGCUGUGGGAGGCUCUGAGAAGAUCUUUGAGUAUUUGGAGCGGAAACCUCAAAUACCCCCAGAGGGAACCUUGGCUCCCAAAUCCCUGAAGGGAUACGUUCAGUUCCAAAAUGUCAAGUUUGCCUACUCCAGCGACAUAGACAAUGUCAUCCUCAAGGGUGUGACCCUGGAAAUGAAACCUGGGCAGAUCACUGCGCUGGUGGGGCUCAACCGAUCCGGGAAGUCCACCUGUGUCAAGCUACUGGAAAGGUUUUAUCAACCCCAAGGCGGACAAAUUCUUCUGGACGGGGAGCCAUUGGACAGUUACAAAGAUGCUUAUCUUCGGCAGAAAAUCUCGGUGGUAAGCCAGGAUUGUGCCCUGUUCGCACGUUCUGUGCGGGAGAACAUCAAGUACGGCUGCCCGGACGUCAGUGAUGAGGACAUGUACCGGGCUGCCCGCUUGGCUAGCGCCCAUAACUUCAUCAUGGGGCUGUCCAAGGGUUACGACACAGAUGCCGGCGAGAAAGGGGGACAGCUAUCUGGCGGUCAGAAGCAACGUAUUGCCAUUGCCAGGGCCUUAAUUCGACAGCCCACUAUCUUGGUACUAGACAACGCCACCAGUGACUUGGACUCCGAAAAUGAACAACAGGUCUACCAGGCUUUGCUGAGCGAACGUGUCAACAAUUGCUCCGUGCUUCUGAUCUCCACCAAGAUGAGCGUGGUGGAGAGGGCCGACCACAUCAUCGUCUUACAUGAUGGCGUGGUCGAGGCAGAGGGCCGCCACCACCAGCUACUGGAAAGCAGCCAGCUCUACGCUCAACUGGUGAAAAAGGAGAUGCAAUGAAGGAUUCCAUGUAUAUCGGGCCACUUUUUUUAGUGUCUUUAGUGCAGAUUAAAUUUCUUUUCAUUCAAAUUCAAUGCAUUACGAUGCAAUGUUGUUUCUGCUUAAUAAAUACACGUGUAUAUUUGUGAAUACAGUGAUCCCUCGCUCUAACGCGGUUCACUUUCCGCGGCUUCGCUGUUUCACGGAUUUUUUUAGUGCAAUUUUUUUAAUGCUUUUA